Messenger RNA from Harpia harpyja (harpy eagle), 9639 nucleotides. It is a transcript of the gene BDP1, whose product is annotated as B double prime 1, subunit of RNA polymerase III transcription initiation factor IIIB. The coding region runs from base 151 to 7218 and encodes 2355 amino acids. The transcript has 43 exons. NCBI's taxonomy places the organism in Eukaryota, Metazoa, Chordata, Aves, Accipitriformes, Accipitridae. Gene Ontology annotation, biological process: RNA polymerase III preinitiation complex assembly. Gene Ontology annotation, cellular component: transcription factor TFIIIB complex. The record is from RefSeq and is a predicted model, not a curated record. Gene Ontology annotation, molecular function: TFIIIC-class transcription factor complex binding.
GGGCGCGGAGGCGAGUGACAUGCCGUGAGACGUCGGAGCGUUGCGGCGUUACCGGGCCGCGCGCCGCUGACGCCGAGCUCGCGUGCGGCCGCGUCCGUCCGUCCGUGCCUGCCUCUCUCUGCCGAGCGUUCGGAGCGAGCCGCCGGCGCCAUGUUCCGCCGGGCCCGCCUCAACGUGCGGCCCAAUGUCCGACCCGCGGGCAGGGGCUCCGGCGGCGCGGCGGACCCGGAGGGCUCGGGCUCGGGCUCCCCGGUGGCUGCCAGAGCGGAGGCGACGGCGGGAGCGGCGGCCGAGGCCCCGCUGGCAGCGCGGCAGGCGGAGAGCAGUGACACAGCUGAUAGCUCAAAUGAUGCCAGAGAAGCUAGUAAACCUGCAGAGAUGCCUAUGCAGAGAAGAAAACGGAUCUCCACCAUGCCCAAUCUUGUCAAACCCAGAGCUGGACCUUCAUCUGCUCAGUGUUCUGCAUCAAAGCCACAGAGGCGAGCAUCACAGCCUCCUGAUGGCAGUGCUUCACUUCAGAAGGAUUCCUCUCCAUCAGAAAAGAGUAAUGUUGAAAGCUCUUUAAAGUCUCCCAUGCUGCCUGAAAAGAAAACACCUGUGCCACAAGUGCCACAGUUUUCCCCACUAAAAAAAUCGGUGAACAGAGAGCAAACUGUAGGUGUAGCUGCUCAAAAAAAUGAUGAUUCCUUGCAGAAGAAUGUACCCUCCCCACUCAAGGAGAGACCAACGCAGGAAAGAUCAGGAGCACAGGAGGAAAAACUACUUAUGAAACCUGCUACCAUAAAAGAGAAACGACCGUGUUCUGACCGUGAAAGGAUCCUCAAAGCUCGGAAGUUAAGAGAAAUGCUUAAAGAAGAGCUGAAGAAGGAGCGGAUGUUGAAACACAGACCUCCAAUAACUGAAGGACAUUCUCCACCAGAUCGUUCUAAAAUGACCAUGAGAGACUUGAUAUACUAUCUGCCAGAAAACAAUCCUAUGAAGUCUUCACUGGCAGAAGAAAAGAGAACAGAAAAAAGUUCUGCACUGGGUCAAAUGAAAGAACAGGAGGAGAAGAAUACCCCUGAUCAUGAGGAAGAAGAUGAGGAAGAAGCAGAGAAUGGGGAAGAGAGUCAGGACGGUCCACUUCUAGCUCCCCGUGUGAAAGUAGCAGAAGAUGGCUCAAUUAUUCUGGAUGAAGAAAGUUUAACUGUGGAGGUUCUAAGAACAAAAGGUCCAUGUGUUGUAGAAGAAAAUGAUCCCAUCUUUGAGCGUGGCUCUACAACUACAUAUUCUAGCUUCAGGAAGAGUUUUUACACUAAACCGUGGUCAAAUAAAGAAACAGACAUGUUCUUUUUAGCUAUCAGUAUGGUAGGAACAGACUUCUCCUUGAUUGGACGGCUUUUUCCUCAUAGAGCCAGAGCAGAAAUUAAGAAUAAGUUCAAACGUGAGGAAAAAACUAAUGGAUGGAGGAUAGACAAAGCUUUCAAAGAAAAGCGGCCCUUUGAUUUUGAAUUCUUUGCCCAGCUGCUUGAGAAGGUCUUAGCAGAUGAGGAAAAGAGGAAGCAAAAGACUGUUAAAAGCCAGAAGCCAAAGGAGAAGAAGCUAUCAAGGCCUCGGAAGAAGCCAAAAGCAAAAGCUACCAGCACAGAAGCUGCUAAUGAUCAAGAUGAUCUUCAGGAAGCCAGAAUUUCUGAUGCAGAAGCAGAUGCUGUGACAGCUGAGAAGGAAAACGAGGAAUCUUUGGGCAUUUCUGAACAGGCAGAAGAACAGGUUGCAUUAGAGCCAGCGUUAGCAAAAAAGAAGAGAAAGAAGAGGCGAAAAGAUGAUCUUGAACAGGAAGUGGAGAAUCUUCCAGAAGAAAUGGCUGUACCUUCAAAAAUAGCUGAAGAAGGAAAAUCCUCUGAGAAAACAGAAAAAAAAGUGGUAUGUGAUGCAAACAAUGAUGGUCAUACCACCUGUAGAGAAAAACUGGGUAGUGUUACUGAAGAAAACCAAGAUGAGACUGCUGUUACAGAGGAAGAGAGAUCAGAGUCCUGUUUACCAAUGGAUGACAUAAUGGAGAGAGAAAAUGAUGUCAAUUUAUGCAGCUUCGAAGAUAGCAAUGAUAUUAUACUAGAAAUGGAAUCUGCUAAACUGAGAGCCCUAGAUAUUAGAGAUGAUACAUCACAGGAAAGCCAGAUUUCAGAUUUACCGGUUUCAGAGAUUAGAGGCAAAGAAAGACAAUCUGAAGAAACUAGAGAAACAAAGAACAAAGACAUACAUGACUUACAUAGACUGGAUGAAAAGCAGAGUGCAUCAGAAAGUGAUUCGCAGUCUGAAAUCAUCAAAACUGAAAAGCCAUUAGACAGAGGGCGCUUGCAAAGACCUAAACCAAAUUUAGUGAGAUCAUCUGGAAAGAGAGAAGCAGCAACCCAAGAGAAAAUGGAGGCCGAGACUUCCUCUCCAAACCUUGUGAAUGCAGAUAAAAAGUGCUCUGAGGAAGACAGUAGAAGAAACAGAAAUGAAGCCACAGAAGUAGAGAACACUGAUUUGGAUAGUAAAUCUGAAGUACCUGAAAAAACUGUAAUUGCAAAGGCAAUAGUUAGAGGAUGUCGACAAAGAUUUAAGCCUAAUGUUACAAGAGCAUCCAGAAGGAAAGAAGAGCCUGAAAAAGAUGCAGGAAAUGAUAAGAUGUCCCAUCCACAACCUAAGGGGGAAACCGAAAAGAAUACUGACCAAAGUAGUAAGUCUGAUGCUACCAGCGAAGAAGCUGCAGAAAAAGAUGAUAAAGUCAUGGACACAGUGUCUCAGUCUAAUGAAAGAGCUGGUUUACAAGAAGACAGCAAACAGAGUGUGCUGAAACCAAUACCUCUAAAGAGAGGCAGAGUGCAGAGCCCAAAACCAAAUCCAAGAAGAACUGUUGCAAGGCAAAAAGACCUGACAGAUGAAAAAGAUCCCGAAGAGAAGACUGAAGGUGGAGAAGUAGAAGAAGGUGUGAUACACCGUAGGGAUGAAAACAAUGAUCCAUGCCUCAAAAAUGAUGUGAUGGCUCAUGAAGACACUCAGCCAUGCCGUGUGAUGUUAGAAGGGGAUGUCUCUACAGAUUCUGAGAUGAUCUCAAUACAUACAAGGCAGUGUUCCCAAGAAAAGUCCUCAGAAGCAGAAAGCUAUGAAAGUGGAAAGGGAUUGUCAGAUGUCUUGAAACAAGUUUCAGAUUUCAAUACAGGGGAGUCUGGUCCUCUGAAGGAAGAGGAGAAAACUGUUGUAUCAUCAGCUCUGCUACUGAGGAGUCGAUUCCAGAGACCAAAGCCAAAUUUAAGAAUGACAACUAGUAGAAAGGAAGUGCUGAAUGUAAAUAAUAAAGGUGUAUCACAGAAAGAUACCAACAAAGAAGAAAGUUUGACACAGUGUGACAGUGAAUGUAACAUCCUUCCUGAUACAGAUAAAGCAGGAAAAUAUGAUGUCCUGCAACCAUUGAAAUCCUUAGAAAAGGAGAAGUCACUUGGCUCUCAGGAGGUUUCUGAGAGGCCAGGUUGUAAGGCCCCAAAGACAUUUUCAAGAUCAGAGGAUGGUGAACUCAAGUUUUGUUUACCUGAAAUUAACCAAGAUGACACCUCAACUACUAAUGCAGGUAAAAAUACCACUGAAGAAGAAAGUAAACAAACACCUCUUCAACCUGUCCAGUUAGUACGGAGCAGAUUCCAGAGGUACAAGCCAAACUUGGUAAGAGCUGUUGGAAAGAAGGAAUUACAAAUAUCAGAAGAUGAGAGGGAGGAAAAGCCUGGAGCAGAGCAGCUGGUAUUGCAAAAAGAUGAGUCUGCCAAUACCAUCAUUGGUGAAAAUGAAGCUGUAUUGUGUCAAGCAGAUGUAUUGAGCAAAGAGGAACAGGAACAGCAAGAGGUGCCUCAGAUGCCCUUUAUUUCUGAAAACGUAUUGUGUGAACAAAGCAGUGCUGAAAAAUCCAUUUCCCAAGAAGGCAAGCUGGGUGCUCUGAAACCAGGACAAUGCAUAAGGAAUGGAUCUCCAAGAACUAGACCAGACCUAGCAAGAGUAUAUAGUGAAAAAGAAUCUCCAGUGGCACAAAAACUUGUUGCUCCAGUUGAGGAAGAAGCAAAUAAAGGAGAGAAUAUGCCUGUGGUAGAAGAAUCUGAGGAACCUCUUUCCUCAAAAGAUGACACAGAAGUAUUGUUGUUUGUGGGGAAUUUGGCCAAGAAUGACAAUCUAGACAUAAAUCCAAAAAGUAUGAAGUCAGAAGCACUCUGUUCCUCUGAAAAAUCACCUAACUGCCACAGCAAGGGAGAACAAGAACAUCUAUCUACAGAUGCUAUAGAAAGCAUUCAGGAUAGCAUAGAAAGCAGGAGAAGUUCAUGCAAUGAUGUGCGGUGUCCUGGUUCCUUGGUGAAAGGGAUGCUUUUUAUGUCCAAUAAUAUAUUAAGUUCUGGAGAAGAAAGUAAACAGAAUGAUACAGUGCCUCAAGCGAGGGAACCCCACUGGAACCCUAGGCCAAACCUAAUGAGAGUUACUAGAAAAAGAGAUUAUCCCGAAGGAGGUGAAAACAGAGAAGAGGACAAUGCUGAGAACAGAAAUUCAGAAGAGUGUUUGGAGUUAGAAAUAACAGGUGUAUCAAUGCAAAACUCCAGUAACAUAGUGGAAGUUGCAUGCUUCUCAGAGGCUACAAGAAAACACAAUUUUACAGACUCUGUUGAAGAAACAUCUUGUAAAAGAAUCAGGCAGGAUAGUAGACUCCAGUCUCCAGAGAUUUCGUCAGAGAGCGAGAGUCAAGUAGAACAAGAAGAUGAUUCUCAGCUUUCUACUUCUCAGGAAAAUUCAGACAAUCUCACAAGAAGGUUGUCCAGAAGGUCAUCAAAAUGGAUAGCACUGCCAAAACAUGUUUUGGAGCUAAGAACUGCUGCUUCUUCUGCCUCUGAAUGUGAGGCUGAUUGCAGUGAGAAGUGGAAUCAAAGGCAAGAAGUUAAACUGAGUGCUACUAGAGGCAAAAGUUUGAAAACUACAUGUAGAAGGAAAUCUGGGAAGAAGCACAGAAGUUCAAAGAUAACCUUGGUGACCCUCCGGGCUUCUCAAGAGGAGGAGGAGGAGGAGCCAGAUGACUUCGAGCCUGAUGAUGAAGAUGAAUGCUUUGCACCAGAGGAAGUAAACAAAGCUCCAGUAUUUGUUCCUAUAGGUCUUCGAUCUCCAAAACCUGUUCCUGUUCAGAUAGAGGAAACCAUGGAGGAGCUGGAAAUAGUUGUGAAUAUACCAGAUGUGCAGGUGGCUACUGAUGUUGAAAGUCUCUCGCAUGCAUCUGUCCAGCCAGUGGUAGAGAGGGAGGAAAAAGUAAACACCUCAACAUCUGAAACAACUGUACAUGAAAAUCCAGAGGUGGAUAAAGGAAUUAAUGAUGGAAGCACUGAAGCUGCCAUGACUUUACUUGCAAUGGGUGAUCCUAUGUUCCAGUUAAAAACAAGUACUGAAGAAUGGACACACAUGUUACCCGCUAAAGAUGAGUUGGACAUUGCCAAUAGCCUUGUAACCCAUGCCUACUCCAAACAAAAUAGAACUUCUAGUCAAUAUUUACUUUCUUCAGACACUUCUACCAAGGAAUUGGUCCCUUCUGAGGAUGGAAGCAACAUUAAUGUAGAGGAUCAGAGCACCGGCACAAGAAUAGGUGUCGAAGAAUAUUUUGAGAAAAAUGCUACAGAUACCAGUGAUAGCUCUUUGCCUACAGUGAAUAGUAUGAGACUGACAAGAGGCAGACUCCUGAAGCCUGAGGCAGCCUUUGGAGUAUUGAGGUCCAAUGAAAACAUAAUUCAGGAGUCACUUAAUACAAAUGUACCUGUGGAACAACUGGAGCAAGUUGAAAGUGAGUCUACAACCCUGGGAGGUACUGCUGAAAUGCAGAAGGUGGAACUAGAACAGGUCAGACCAGCUGCAGGUGAUUCUUCAGUUCUUCAUGAUUCUGCAACUAGAAGUGUAGAACUUAUCAAGCAAGUAGAUGAAACUGAGAGAACAGAAAAAGAGAUGAGAGAUGCUUGUGGAAACUCAGGAGACUUGAGAGCUAUAAAUGCAUCACCAAAACCUGAAAAAUCUCACCUUGGAGUAGAGGAUUGUACAAAUCAAAGUUCUGUGGAUGGAUUUCCUGAGCAAAAUCCUUGUCCUCCUGAGCACAAUAUAUACACAGUCAACUUUACUCAGAACGAAGUUUGUGCUCAGGAUGCUCAAAACCAAUGUGUAAGCAGCACAGAAGAGACUUCAGUAGUGAACGAUGAUCAUAGAAGUCCAGAGGAGGAACAGACAUUCAUUUUAACGUUGGUGGAAAUCCCAGCUGACUCAAAAGAGUUUGAUGCAUCUGAUUUGCUGGAACAAACUCCAGAACCAUUACUACCAGCCCCAAUAUUUAUCAGCCCAAUAAGUACAUGUGAAACAAGCAUGACUGCAGUGGAAAGCACCGGAUCCUUGACAACUGCAGCUGAUGAAUUUGCUGCACCUUUGAAGAGCAGUAUAGAAACAAAACAACUAGAGAGUGCAUCAGUAGAGCCUGUUCCAAAUUCGCAGACAACUCAAAAAAGGUCAGCUGCUGAACUUGAAGUGAAUGAUUUUCCUCCUGCCAAGAAAACUCUGUCUACUGUCGCUGUGGAAGGUAACUUGGAAACCACUUACAAGGGUUAUUCAAUUAAAUCCACAAAUGCUCCAAUGAUAGCUUCUGGGAAUCCUUUUCAAAAAACACAGGCUUCAGCAAAGGAAAAAGAAGUUAACUCUGUGUUGGUGCCUAAGUCUAUGUCACCACUGGCUGAGAGAAGCCAACUUCAGACUUUGGAGAACUUAGGGAAAGCACCACUUGAGAAUUCAGCAUCCAAACAGGAAGAGGAGGUGAUGUCUAGAUUAACCUCUAGCAGAAGAGCAGAAAUAAGUGGACAAGGAAAGCAGGGGGAUGUCCAUGAAUCUGGACAGUUGGAACAUACUGGAAGCCUAGCAUCAUCAUCUUCAAAAAUGCCAUUACUCAGGGGUGGACGAAAACCAUUGGGAUUUUUAUCUUUAAUUUGCAAAAAAAGUAGUUCUGAAUCUGCAGAAGAUGUCAAAGGGAAUAGAGGGAAGAUCCAUAAACCUCGGAUUGUGACUCCAAGGCUAAGUCUAAAAAAACCCACUCCAUCCUCUAAGGAUGACAGGGAGUCUUGUUUCCUUCCCUCUACAAGCACAUCAUCAUCUGUGGAGGAUAAGAAUGUAGCUGCUGAUGCUGCAGUUACGGUAUGUGGUUCCAAGUAACAAGCCAUCUGAGAAGCCACCCCUUUGUGCUAAAGAUCAAGAGAAGGAAGAAGAGCCAACCAGAAUCUCUGAGUAUUUUUUCAGUGACAUCUUUAUGGAAGUGGAUGAUUCAGAAUAGGAAAUUGGCUUUAUAAAAACCUGGGAUCUGAGAGUAUAAUGCAACAAAAAGAGUAUUUUUAAGAAGUUCUGAUUUGUUCUGAUAUUCAUUAUGCCACACACUGUCAGCCAAGCCGUUGUUAGUAAAUUCCAUAAAGAUGAAACUGAUUCCUUUUGAAGUGACCUGGAUACUUUUAAAAUGUUGACGUAAUCUAAACCGCUACAUUGAUGUCAUUGGACCAGACCUGUGGCUGCUGGCUUAUAGUUUCACUUGUUUAGAUGCUGAUAAUGGGUGCAUGACUAUCUUCCAGAAAAGUGCAAUGAAAAAAUGCUUAAUCUUGUGACAAGUGUCCCUUUGAAUUUUAAUGCUUGUUGUACUGGCUAUACAAGUUCUUUACUUCUUUUUGUGAAGUAUGUUAUGUUAGUAUGCUAGAAGGAAGAAUGAACCUUUUAUGUAUAGUGUAAUCUCUGUAGAUAAGGAUGCAAAUACUGGAAGUAGUGUAGUAAAUAUACAGAUAUGUUCAGCACUGCAGGUAUUUUUAUUAGCAUCUCCAAAUUAUGUAUUUUUGUAAGAGUUUUUAAUUACAUAAAUUAAAAGAUCCUAACCUGAAAAGCCAAAUGGGUUUAGUUCCCUAAAAAUGUAUUGAGAACAACUGGAAAAACACAAUUUACUAAAAGAUGCUACACAACUACACGAUGUUAACCUUUGCAACUGUCCUAUUGGAGUGGGAGGAAAAGGCUAAUCUUUCCUAGUAUAAAUGCUAAUUUCCUUCUAAAUUUGAAAGCAAGGGGAUAGAUACCAUUUCUUUUCCUUGGUUUUAAGUGUAGGUGUUUGUAGAUCUGCUAACUUCCUUGGUUUCCCUUGUGCAAAGUAGCACAAAGAUUGGAGUUAAACCAUGACUAUUCCAUGUGGUUGCUUUGAGCCUUUGCUACUUUGAAGCAGUUGAAUUUGAAUGGUUUUCCUCAUGUUGCAUGUCUAUUUGUUCUGUAACUUGCUAUAAAGUGCUGGUGUAGCUUUAGAUUUUAUUCUAAUUUUUUACUUGCCUCAUCAAGAAGAUUGUCUUGAUGAUGUAAUUAGGUUCAUGCAGUCUCAAAGUCAGGUGGUCACUGAAAGAUUCAAUAUUUAUUCUGUAACUCCUUCCUACACAAAAAUGAGUGUGUAGAUUAAAGUAGUCUAAAUUUUUCUCCUGUUACUUAAUACCAGCAGGUACUUUUGCAAAACAAAUGAUUUAUUAUGAACGUGAAACUGAUGUUUAAAUGGUAUUGUUAUGCUCUCAAGAAACCUAUCUUCGGCUUUGGGCUGGAUAAUAAUUUACUGGUAAAUAUUUUCAUAUAAGUAGUUAAUUUUUAAAUACUUGAUGAAGUUUGAGAAUGUUUGCCUUUUCAGAAGUUAUUGGCAAGGCUUCUGAAGGAGCCUUUAAAAUUUUGUCAAUAAGGAAAGAUACACAGAAAAGCUACUGUUACUGCAAACCACUACGUUAACAGGCCUCUGUCAAUCAAAUGUUGCCAGCAGCAGUAUCUUCUUGAGGUGAUGGAAAAGGGACUAACAAUCCCAGUGUAAAGUAACUUACUUGAAAGCAUACUGUCAUCUUCCUGCCCCCCCCCCCGCCAAAACGCCAAGAAACAGCACCACCAAGUUUCUGUUCAUACAGUAUCUUGUGCUUUGCCUAAUCCAUUUAACUUGAAAUGUUUAUCUAAAUAUUGUCUUACUGUAAACAUUAUGAAAUAGAUUAAUCUAUACAUGAAAUGCUAUGUAUUGUAUAUCUUGUAGAUAUUAUUUUAUGUAUGCAAGUGUUUAGAUCCUGAUACAUGUGGCAUGUUUAAAUCACUUGCAUGGACAGAGCCUAAAAAUAGAUUUGUGGGGAGUGGCUAUAAAAUAAUUGCCCUCAGUACUUUCUAAGCUGAUAACCAUUCUACAUUUAGUUGUGUACAUUUUAGCUUCAUUCAUAUUACAUAGAAAAAAAAAACCCAACUAUUUCAUUACUAAGAUUUAAGGUGCCUUAUCUACCUUAUUAAUUGGGGCUAACUUUUUUUUCCCUGCAGUAAAUCACAUGCACUUUGUUAGAGGAUUUUUUUUUUUUUUUAAAGAACAAAUUUAAUUUGAAUAGAGAUAGGACAACUUUGUGGUGUUUAUGAAAGUUUUAUAAUGGUUAAAGAUGUAAGAAAAGAUUGGUGAAAUCUCAAUGCCUGUUACUUUACAAAGAUGUGGCGUAAGACUGCUUUGCUUAGAGUUCUCUGACACCCUGUAUCAUCACAUAUAAGCUGUUUCAAAGAAAAGUAGUCAUAUUCUGUGUGUAAAUUAUGUGAAUAAAUUAUUUUAUAUCA